This is a messenger RNA of Ectocarpus siliculosus, 1494 nucleotides long. Lineage: Eukaryota; Phaeophyceae; Ectocarpales; Ectocarpaceae. The record is from the annotation of a GenBank genome assembly.
AUGGUGACGGUCGGCCCCAAGGUCAUGGCCGACAUGAGCCCUAUCGACAGCUACCCUGUCCGGUUCGUCUACAACGUCGUACAGAUUAUCCUGUGCUCUUACAUGUGCGUCGAGGCCUUCAUGAUCGCGUACCGCAACGGAUACCCUGUCCUCCCCUGCGCCCCCUUCGACGCCGAGAACCCCCCCGCGGCCAACUUGCUUUGGCUAUUUUACGUCUCCAAGGUCCUUGACUUCAUGGAUACCAUUUUCAUCGUCUUGAAGAAGUCGUGGAGGCAGCUCUCCUUCCUGCACGUGUACCACCACUGCACCAUCUUCCUGUUCUACUGGCUAAACGUCAACGCCGGGUACGACGGCGACGUGUACCUCACCAUCGUCCUCAAUGGCUUCAUCCACACCGUCAUGUACACCUACUACUUCGUUAGCAUGCACACGAAGGAUAUCUGGUGGAAGAAGUACCUGACGCUCAUGCAGAUGAUCCAGUUCGUGUGCAUGACAACCCAGGCCCUCUACCUCUUGACUACCGGGUGCACGAGCUACCCUCCCCGCAUCGUGGUCGUGUACGCUGGGUACAUCCUUUCCCUGCUCUUCCUGUUCGCCCAGUUCUACGUCAACAGCUACACCAAGAAGCCCACCGCAAAGAACGCAUAGUACAGCAUCGUCGAGCGUCACAAAACCCAGCGCAUGACGGCGGACGAACCUCCGGCGGCUGGUCAGUAGUGCCGUGUUUUUGGCGUUUUUCGAAACCUUUGUGUGGGCGAUCGUCCCCCAUUUCUUAAAGCGAGACCUGGUGUCGUCGGCAAACAAGCCGGAGGAAGUACGAGCGCGUCCGCGCUUGCGAUAAUUUUGCGACACGGGCCCCCGGCAACCAAACCCAGCUCUUGAGGUUUGCACAACCGUAGCGUGCAUGAGAAAGAAGGCUACGGUGGGGUGGGGCGGGGGCGUCGGAUUGAGAGCGAAAGCAAGGGCGCGGGGUGUGGCGCUGAGGCUGGUCCUUCGUCGUUCGGGAAAGGGGGAAGAUUUGGUGGGUAGGGGGGGGCAAGCGAGCGAAUAGGGAAGGGUAUCACGUGUUGGCAGUGUUGUUUUUCGUAUUUUUGUGGAGGGGGCAAGGGAGCAAGUGCUGUGGUACAAAACAGUGUGCAGGUGGUUGGAUAUGGAAGCUAGACUUGGCGCUGGAAAGAAUUGUUUUUAAGCCUUAGGGUUAGUAUGUUAGGAUAGGUAUGUUAGGAGGAGAAAGAAGCUGUGAUACGAGAUUUGUUCGUGGCUUCGCCGUCGCUCGGUCACUUCUGACACCACCGAAGAUAGUGUUGGCCUCAUCAGUAGACGCGGUGGAUCGGUGGUUCUGUGGAGCAUUUAUUCGUUUUGUUUUACUCGUCUUCGUGUUGGCAGGUGAGGUUAGUAGCUAACCUCGUUCGUGGUGUUUCUUUUUGUUUUGUCGAUUCGGCAAGGAGAGAGAUAACGCCGCAAGCGUUUGCGGUGAACAUUGUUUUGUUGGAC